AUGUUCUCUAUUGCUGCCUUCGCUUCUCUCCUUGCCCUUGCCGGCUCUUCGCUCGCUCAGGAGGGCGCCGCUCCUCCCGCUUCGGUCGCCCAGCUUGUUGCUCAGCUCCGCGAGGCACCCACCGAGGUUGACCGCUUUGCUCUCAUCGAGGAUGAUCAGUUCCUCUUCGACUUCGUCAACCCCAACACCACGGUUGGUGUCACGAACGGCGCCGGUGGCCACACUGUCGCCGCGACGUCGGAGAACUUCCCCGCCGUUGUCGGUAACGGUGUCUCCAUGACUAUCGGUUUCCUCGGUCCCUGCGGCAUGAACUCGCCCCACACCCACCCUCGUGCUACCGAGAUCAACUUCUCGAUCAACACCACGCUUCGCGGCGGUGUGUUGGUCGAGAACGGUGCGCGCUUCGCCGAGAUCGACAUCCGCCCUGGCACCGCGACCGUCUUCCCGCAGGGUGCCAUCCACUUCGAGAUGAACCCCAGCUGUGAGGAUGCUAUGUUCGUCGCCGGCUUCAACGGCGAGGACCCUGGUGUCCAGCAGGUUGCUCAGCGCUUCUUCGGUCUUCCCCCGGACAUCGUCGGUGCCGCUCUCGGUGGCCUCGGUGUUCAGGAGGUUGCCGACCUCGAGGCGUACAUUCCCGACAACGUCAUCCUCGGUGUCGAUGAGUGCCUGCAGCGCUGCGGCAUCACCCGUACCCCCCAGGGUAACGCCCAGCGCCAGCCGCGCGUGUCCGCCAACGCGUUCCCUUCGUCUGUGGUUCCGUCGAACGUCUACAGCCUUGCGGGUGUUGCCUCUGCCACCUCGGCCCCCGCAUCCGCUUCGGAGACUUCGUCGUCCGCUGCUGCCUCUUCGACCCCGGAGGGCAUCAGCAGCGGACCUCGCCGCCGCACCGUCGUUGAGCAGCGUGCUCCUGAAUUCACUCAGAUCUCGCUCCGGUAA
Molecule: messenger RNA, 936 nt
Organism: Peniophora sp. CBMAI 1063
Lineage: Eukaryota; Fungi; Basidiomycota; Agaricomycetes; Russulales; Peniophoraceae
Source: the annotation of a GenBank genome assembly